ACACAAACCACCUGUCAUUCUCUCCGGCUCCCACUCCGUCUAUCUUCGGUGUUCAUUCUUUUCCUCUCUCCGCUUGCUCCCACGCUACUAUUUUUGAACUCCCGGGCUGGGAUUCUUUUAUUUUCCCCCGCAAAUUGAGGGCUGCCUUUGCCCGAACUUUGGUCAAAGUAGGAGUCGUAUGUCCUGGUGACAAAUUCUAUCUUCCUUGCUUCUGAACCUUUACCGGUCUUGCGAAACAUCGUCUAUCGUUUCGGUCUUGUGCGCCCCAGUCUCAAACUAAGCUUCUGAUAUCACCAUGCUGCUUCCGCGGCUCUCGUCUCUCCUAUGCCUGGCCGGCCUUGCCUCGGUCCCAGUCGCCAAUGCCUACGAUGGCGAUGAUGUCAAGAGCAUUCCGCUCCGGACUCAUAGUCUCGCACCGCCAUACUUGGAUUCCGACUUCCAAAGCCGCUGGUUCGAUUUUGGUGGUGAUACGAUAAUUCGGGCGGACCAAUACAUCCGUCUUACCUCCGAUCGGCCAUCGCAGCAGGGAUGGAUUUUCUCUCGGGUUCCUCUGACCGCGACGAACUGGGAGAUCGAGGUUGAAUUCAAGAUCCACGGAAACGGCAACCUGCACGGCGAUGGAUUCGCCAUGUGGCUCACCAAGCAGCGCGCGACGCAGGGACCCGUCUUCGGCUCGACGGAUAACUUCGAGGGUCUGGGCAUCUUCUUCGAUACCUACAAGAACAACCGCCCCGGUACUACGUUCCCCUACGUCAUGGCUAUGAUGGGUGAUGGCCAGACCUCUUACGACCAGGCGCAUGAUGGCCGCGCCAACGAACUAGCUGGCUGCUCUGCUCGUGGUCUCCGUGGCGCCUCUAUCCCCACCAAGGCCCGGUUGACUUACUUCCAGGAUAAGUCCCUGACGCUGGAACUGCAGUACAAGAAGGAGGACACCUGGAUCCAAUGCUUCGAGCUCAACGCCCAGGACCACAACAUUGCUAUCCCCUCGGUCGCCUACCUCGGUUUCUCCGCGGAGACGGGCGAGCUGAGCGACAACUUCGAUAUCGUUUCCGUCAAGUCCCAGAACCUGUACAGUGUUGGCGGCAGCAGUGCCGGGGGCGGCAAGGGUCCCUCCGGUCGCGCCCGCCAGGACUCUGGCAAGGUCAAGCGCCGGCAGAAGAAGGGCAGCUGGGGCUGGUUCCUGUUUAAAGUGAUGUUGUUCCUGGCGGCUGUCGUUGGUGCCUAUGUUGGUUGGACUGCUUAUCGGUCCAAGCAGCGUUACUCGAGAUAUUAGAGAGCGGGUGAAGCGAGAAGAAAGUUUCGAGUUCUUUUUGUAUCUGUGAAUGCGUAUAUGAAUUUGACUGAGCAGGUGAAAAUCAAGUUAGCCAUCAGCACUGACGGCGUUUCUGUUGUUGG
Messenger RNA from Aspergillus saccharolyticus JOP 1030-1, 1395 nucleotides. Its product is annotated as legume-like lectin family protein. The coding region runs from base 296 to 1273 and encodes 325 amino acids. Gene Ontology annotation, biological process: endoplasmic reticulum to Golgi vesicle-mediated transport; Golgi organization; endoplasmic reticulum organization. NCBI's taxonomy places the organism in Eukaryota, Fungi, Ascomycota, Eurotiomycetes, Eurotiales, Aspergillaceae. Gene Ontology annotation, molecular function: D-mannose binding. The record is from RefSeq and is a predicted model, not a curated record. The transcript has 7 exons. Gene Ontology annotation, cellular component: Golgi membrane; endoplasmic reticulum-Golgi intermediate compartment; endoplasmic reticulum membrane.